UAUGCUUUGCUCCUAUCUUCCCCUGUAAACCCUAGUUUUUCGAUUCUGCGAAAAUGCCGCCGAAGCUCGAUCCUUCGCAGGUUGUCGACGUCUACGUCCGAGUCACCGGCGGCGAGGUGGGCGCGGCGAGUUCACUCGCUCCGAAGAUCGGUCCGCUCGGUCUGUCACCCAAAAAGAUAGGAGAAGACAUAGCGAAGGAGACUGCGAAGGACUGGAAGGGGUUGAGGGUGACGGUGAAGCUGACGGUGCAGAACCGUCAGGCGAAGGUGUCAGUGGUUCCAUCUGCGGCUGCGCUGGUCAUCAAGGCCUUGAAGGAGCCAGAAAGGGAUCGCAAGAAGACGAAGAACAUCAAGCACAGUGGCAACAUAUCGCUCGAUGAUGUGAUCGAGAUCGCUAGGGUUAUGAGACCGAGGUCGAUGGCAAAGGACCUUAGCGGCACCGUCAAAGAGAUCCUUGGUACCUGCGUCUCUGUUGGCUGCACCGUCGAUGGCAAGGAUCCCAAGGAUUUGCAACAGGAGAUUACUGACGGAGAUGUUGAAAUCCCGCACGAUUGAUACUCAGUACUAUGCUGCUUCUUGGUAGUUAUCCACUCUCAUUCAGUUGGAGUUUUCUGAUACUCUGACUAUCCACCACAUUUUUGCUACUUUAGGAGUUGCCAUUUAACUCAAAAGGUUAUUGGAUCGGGAAGCAUUGCCAAAUGCCAAUGUCCUUAGAGGAUUAAGGAACGUCCUCUUCAGAAAAAUGAUCAAAACCGGUGGUUGAGGUUUUGUAUUACAGCAGUGUUGGGUAUUCCAACCCGGAGAGAACAGGAUACUCACGGGUGUAGGACUAAAUUCAUUUCCCUUUCAAUUUACCGUAACUGGUUUGUGUGUACACUUGCUCAUUAGAAAAUGAUUAGUAGCAUUGACAGAUAUAUUCCAAUCUUCUUGCAAGCAAUC
Molecule: messenger RNA, 938 nt
Organism: Gastrolobium bilobum
Lineage: Eukaryota; Viridiplantae; Streptophyta; Magnoliopsida; Fabales; Fabaceae
Product: large ribosomal subunit protein uL11-like
Exons: 2
Coding region: 54-554 (166 amino acids)
Biological process (GO): translation
Cellular component (GO): ribosome; cytosolic large ribosomal subunit
Molecular function (GO): large ribosomal subunit rRNA binding; structural constituent of ribosome
Source: RefSeq, a predicted model, not a curated record